Molecule: messenger RNA, 3115 nt
Organism: Rubroshorea leprosula
Lineage: Eukaryota; Viridiplantae; Streptophyta; Magnoliopsida; Malvales; Dipterocarpaceae
Source: the annotation of a GenBank genome assembly
AGUAAGAGGUCCUGAGGAGAGACGAGGAAGAUCAGGGGAGAGCCCAGAUAUGAAGGAUUUUGAUGAGUUUAUUGUGACAACGGAUUUAGUGGAUGUUAAGUUGUCGAAUAGAAGGUAUACAUGGUACAAGCCAGACGGCACAGCAAAGAGUAGAUUGGACAGAUUCCUAUUGAGUACGGAGAUGAGUAAUGGGGAAGAAGAGUGGAUACAACAAGGAUUGCCAAGGAGUAUCUCUGAUCAUUGUGCUAUCGUGUUGAAAUCCAGAACAACAGAUUGGGGACCAAGACCCUUUCGGGUUUUGGACGCAUGGCAACAACAUCCAGAUUUUAAGAAGUUUGUAGAAGAUAAAUGGAGUGAGAUGAUGGUGGAGGGUUUUGCAGGGUAUAAAUGCCAGCAAAAGUUGAGAUUGUUAAAAGGUUUUUUAAAAGGCUGGAACAAGGAUGUUUUUGGGAACAUGGAAGCUCAAUAUGAACAAGCUGUAGAAAAGAUUGAGCAAGUGGAUAUGCAGAACGAAAUAUCAGACCUGGAAAUUGUUGAGAUUGUGAAAAGGCAAGAGGGUUUUGCUGAGAUGUGGGAUGUUUUGAGAAAGAGGGAAAUUAUCUGGAAGCAGAAGUCAAGAAGUAAAUGGGUGCAUGAGGGAGACGCAAAUACCCGCUUUUUUCAUAGAGUUGCAAAAGGAAGAAGAGCACAAAACAAUAUUGCGGGUUUAAUGUGUGAUGGGGCAUGGAUUGAUGAUCCAGUUUUAGUUAAAAAUGAGAUCGUUAGAUACUUCAGCAGAUUAUUUCAAGGAGAGGCAUGGAAUAGACCAAAGCCUGGGGAUAUUAAAUUCCAGCAGCUAUCCGAGGAGAAAAAAGAUUGGUUGGAAAGACCCUUUUCGGUUGAAGAAAUAGAGGAAGGCUUAAGGAGCUGUGAAGGGUCAAAGGCUCUAGGACCUGAUGGUUACAACUUUAAUUUUCUUAAAUUUGCGUGGCACUGCAUAAAGGAGGACUUCAUCAACUUUUUUACGGAAUUCCACUGUAAUGGUAAAUUGGUGAGGGGUCUAAACUCUUCUUUUUUAACCAUGAUUCCUAAAAAGUUGAAUGCAGUAGAAUUAAAGGAUUAUAGACCCAUUAGCUUGAUAGGAUGUGUCUAUAAAUUAUUAGCGAAGGUGCUGGCUAAUAGAUUGAAAUCAGUAAUAUCAGAAAUAGUGAGUGAAACGCAAUCUGCUUUUGUGCGGGGCCGGCAGCUGGUGGAUAGUGUCUUGGUGCUGAAUGAAGUUGUGGAUGAAAUAAAGAAGAAGAAACAGCCAGCCUUUGUGUUUAAAGCAGAUUUCGAAAAGGCUUAUGAUUGCGUAGAUUGGGCCUUUUUGGAUUGGAUGAUGGAGAGUUUUGGAUUUGGAACAAAAUGGAGAGGUUGGAUUAAGGAGUGUCUUUCAACGGCGAGAAUCUCGGUUCUGGUAAACGGAAGCCCGACAAAGGAAUUCGAGGUGGGUAAAGGGUUGAGACAAGGUGAUCCUCUAUCUCCUUUCCUCUUUUUGAUGGUUGCAGAGGGGUUACAAGGUCUGAAGGCUACUACUCUUUCCUUUGGAGGCCGCCUCGUCUUGCUAAAUUCGGUACUCUCUGCUCUUCCUAUUUUUUAUAUGUCUUUAUAUUUAUUACCUAAUGCUGUGAUUGAGGAGUUGAUUAGAAUUCAAAGGAGGUUCUUAUGGGGAGGGGCAGAUCUAAAUAAGAAAAUUCCAUGGGUUAAAUGGGAAUACGUAUGUCGAGCUAAGGCGAAGGGGGGGCUCGGGGUGCUUGACUUACAGAAUAAAAAUUGGGCUAUGUUAGGAAAAUGGUGGUAUAGGUUUGGCGACGGGGUCGAGAGUUUAUGGAAAAGGGUGGUGAGGGAGAAAUAUUAUGGGGGUAAGAGGGAGGUCGAUAUUACUACGAUUGAGUGUUUAAAGGUGUCUAAGAUUUGGAGGGACAUUAUUCGGAUUGGGGGUCGAUCUCCCAAACUUAGGAAUAUAUUGGCUGAGGGUUUCAAGUGGGAGGUGGGUGAAGGAAAUAGAGUGGGUUUUUGGUCUGAAAAGUGGAUUGGUGAUAAAAGUCUUAGGGAUUUGUUCCCUAGGUUAUUUGCUCUUUCUGUGAAGAAGGAUGGAAAGGUCUUUGAGAUGGGGAGUUGGGAAGAGGGUAGAUGGUGGUGGAGGAUGGAGUGGAGGAGGGGGACAAUAGGGAGAGAGAAAGAUGAGGAGGUACGGUUGGAGAAGAUGCUGGAGGGUGUCAAACUAAAGGAGGGAGCAGGGGAUGUUUGGAAGUGGAUUCAUGCGAUGGAUGGCAAAUAUGGGGUGAAGAUAGCGUAUGAUUUUCUAGCUACUUCGGAGGGUGUCUUGGAGUACCAGAUGUGUAAACUAAUAUGGUGUAGAUUGGUGCCAUCCAAAGUGGCUUUUUUUGGGUGGCGGUUAUGCUUAGAUAGACUACCAACUAAGGAUAACUUGCAAAAACGUGGGAUAGUGUUACAGGAGGGGUUUCUCUGCGAUUUCUGUAAGGGGAAGGUGGAGGAAGUAAACCAUUUAUUCUGUUUGUGUUAUAAUGCAUGGUUAGCGUGGACUCAGGUGUUGAGGUGGUGGGGCUUGGAGGCUGUUUUUCCUAAUACAGUUAGGGGAAUGGCAGAUUUUUUCAUUGGAAGUUUGGGCAGAUUAGUUGGAAAAGAGAUGGGUUCAUGUAUUUUCCUAGUGGUCGCCUGGUAUCUAUGGUAUAGUCGGAAUGUUCUAGUGUUUAGAAAAGAUGAGGGUUUGCCAGAGAACUUGAUGGAAAGAAUGCAAGUUAAAACAUUUAUAUGGAUUAAAGCCAAAGUCAAUGGCUGUGGUUUCUCGUUUUACGAAUGGCAGACUUACCCAAUGGAGUGUGCUAUGGCUGUCAAAAACCAUAAAAGGUUGCGGAAGCAGUUCUUUAAAGCUUGCAUGCCGCGGAGAUGAUGGCUAGGCGGGUCUGUUUUGUUUCAUAAAUGUAGUAUGUGGGCUUCUGUGGAUUUUUGUUUGUGAUUAGUAUGCUGUAUCAGUUGCUGGUUUUCAGGAGAUUGGAUCUCCUCUAUUGUGGUUUCCAUUUUUUGUAUAUGGGCAGGAGCACCCCUUGUGCUUCAUUAAAUUAAAUUUUCUUUA